AUGUCGCGCCCACUUUCCGAGAUUGGUUCCACUGAGAGCCGGCGGAACUCUGGUAACUUCAACAACCAGUCCACCAAGAAGGUAUUCCUAACGAAGGAGUCCUCGCCUUUCGACUCGUCUCCAUUCGCAAACAGUCCACGUCUUUUCUGGAAGGAGCAGACUAUCUCGCCAAAGAAUCGCUUUGACUCCGAGAACGAGUACGAGCGCGAGCCGUCACUGUCUCCCAAGCGCAACUCCAUCGAGAACCUGAAGAAGGCGUCGCGUGUCAAGAACAGCAGCAUGUACGCCCGUGAGCAGAAGAACGAGUACGAUCCCACUUCUGUGCAGGCUCCGAACCGGCCGCUAGCCGCUGGACGCCCAUUGAGCACCCAGGUGCAGGGCAACGCGUAUGGAGGCAGUGGUCUCACUGGUCUACGCGAACACAACGAUGGCCACCGCCGUGGCCAUAGUCGUGGCGAGAGCUUGAGCAAGAUUCCCACCCUUAGCCCCGCGAAGAGCUCUCCGAGCAAGAUCCCGUCCUUGCCCUCCACCACAGGCUCACCUACGCGGGAUAGGUCUUCCCCAGGCCCAGGCCGCAUGUCGCCUACUAAGUCAUCUCUGGCCAGCCCUGGACGUUUCAACUCCAUCGAAUACAACCCAGACUUCAGCAUGUUCUCUGACGAUGGCGAGCUGAAGCACGAGACGCCUCGUCCGCUUCGCCGUCACGCGAAGAGUGUGACUUUCGAUGCUGCUCCGCCAGUCAUCAACGAGUACGAGAUGGUCACACCUGAUCCUUCAUCCGUCGCUUCUGGAUCACGAGAAGGCAGCUACGAGACGGACGAAGAGGAGCUAAGCUUUGAUCAGGACGACAGCUUUGAUGCCUCCCUGGAAGAUACAGACAAAACCCCAGUCGUGCUUCCCGAAGAUUGGCGCCACAUGAGCCCGGAAGCCGCCAACACAUCGCUCAUCGAUAAUUACGACGAUGUUUUCGGUCGCGACAACAGCCCUAUGCCAAACGCAGUUCCCAAUGGCAGGGUCAACAACUCGCGUAACGGCUCCACUGCCUCAGACGGUGAAUCUAGGCCACUUCCUCCAUUGCCAGGCAUGCAAGCUCAGGAUCGCCGCGAUUCAAGCGUUGGCCUUUCUGCAGCUGCAGAGCGCGCGGCGUCGCGUAGGUCGCUUCCUCAGCUUCCACCGUCGGCCGGCAUCUCAAAGACUGACCUUCUCAACAUGCGCGAGGGUUCGAUGUCGCUAGAGGACAGACUCCGCUUGAUGAACUUUGACGACGAGCGCGACACAAGCACCCCAACCCAAGAAAGCCACGAUAAGAAGGUAGAGGUGAGCGUUGAGAUGAGCGUGAAGGUCGAAGUCGCUGAGAUUGAAGAUCUUACUGAGACUGACCUGGAUGGUCCCAAGACACCACGCAUCUCUCGCGAGUCCAUACUUCGUAAGGUCCAGAGCCGGAACUUUGACGAACGAGAGAGCUACAGCUACAACUACGACGUAGAAUCAAGUCCAGAGCGUAGUUACGGUGAUUUGGCAGAUCUGGACCCUGAUGUGCCAAUUCCUUCACGCGAAGUCUCAUCUAACUUUGACGAACAUCCGGAGGCACCCAGCGAGGCUGAUAGUGUUAUCGACGCUUACUCCUUUGCGGAGACGACCGAAAUGUACACGGAGGAGGUUUCCGAACUCGAAGAAGCUGACCGUGAGACAUCCGUUAUUCAUCAUGACAUCCACCAGCAGAGUCAGAUUGAUUCUGAUGAUGCUAGCGAGUACUCGCUCCAACCGGAGGAGCAACCGACUUCCCAGAGCACCAUCGACACCUCAGGACCCUCAACUCCAACAGCGGCCACUUCUUCUCCGACGACCGCCGAGAAGGAGGACAGGCGGGACGAGCUGUUCGCCGACUUCCAAAACGAUGAAAUGGAUUUGACACUUGAUCCACUCAAGUCCUCGUUCCAGACCGCGCUAAGUCCCUUGGAUACUGCACCUAAGCUUGAUGCAAUGCGCCAAUUCCUUCAGCGGCCAGAAACACCUGAGAUUACCGAUCCAGAGGCUGAGGUUGAGGAUCCUGGAACUCCCGACUCGGUUAUUCGCCAUCCUGUUGUUAUCUCGCCGCCUGAGGAGGAAGAGGAGACACCUGUUCCUGAGGAAGAGUCCACUAUCAAGGGUGCCGACGGCAAGCUCAGGGCUCGUCCGUCGUUGAUACCUGCGGAUCUUGACAUGGCCGCACAACGCCGACAAGUGAGCGGCGAACAUCCCCCUCCUGUCCCCAGGCGAAGCCCUGCACGCCAGUCGCUGAGCACAGACUUUGGUCAUGUUGACGAGGAAGACUCCCAGAUGAGCAUCUCGAAUAAAGAGAACCUUAUGCUCGACCUCAAGCUCGGUGAAGAUUCGAACGAUCUUAGCUUCGGCUUAGAUAAGGAGUUCGACAACAUCAUUGAAGCUCAGAAGGUAGACAACCUUUUUCCUUUACCCCCUUUUGCCAAGUUCCCGACAUCCGAUGCUACGAAGCAAGAUGGAGCAAGACAUAUGUCCGGUGAAGGCUUUAUUUAUACGUACACUCCCGCUAACAGUAGCUCCAAUCUACAGAAGGGAUAUCUCAUGCGCCAAAACACGAAGGUGGUCGUUGCCAGUAGCCGCCAAUUCAGCGAUGAAAAGCCUCCAGUUCCUAAAGCUGAUUCGGCUGCCGAUGCAACUUUGAAGGCACCAAGUGCCAAGUCUCGCAAGAGCAGCGCAGAACGUAAGCCUGCUUGGACUACGGAGCCUUGGAAUCCUAAGGUCAGGCGGCGAAGCAUCCGAACCGCCUCUGGUUCGCGGAAAGCCAUGACUUCUGGCCCAGUUCCUCCGCUUCCAGGACAAGAGUCAGCUGUCGCCGGCGGUCUUGAUUCGGUCGCGGAGCAGGAGGUUGACGAAUUCGAGGACGGCCAGGAGCGGGGAAGACUGUUUGUUAAGGUCGUUGGUGUCAAAGAUCUUGACCUACCUCUACCUAAGACCGAGCGUACGUGGUUCCAGCUGACUCUAGACAAUGGUUUGCACUGUGUGACAACGUCAUGGUUAGAGCUUGGCCAUUCAGCCCCGAUUGGCCAAGAGUUCGAACUAGUUGUAUUGGACGACCUGGAGUUCCAACUCACUCUGCAGACCAAGCUUGAGCCUCCUGUUCAGCCAACUGUCACUGCAGCCCCAGUCAAGAUCGUCAACCACAAGAAGUCACACUCUGCAUUCCGCAACCUCCUUUCAUCUCCCAAGAAGCGUAAGGAGCAGGAGCGCAAGCAGCAGGAAGAAGCCGAGCGUCUCGCUCUCCAGCAACAGCAAGAGGCACAGGAAAAGGCGAAGCGUAAUCAUCAAGCUACUGCUUGGGAUCUUCUCCAUGACUUGGUCGGACCAGAUGGAUCUUUUGCUCGCGCCUACGUCUGCCUCAAGAAUCACGAGAACCAAGCCUACGGCCGGCCGCUGAACGUCGAUAUCCCUUGCUUCAAUGAGUGGGCUGUUGACAACACCGGUGCCAGCAGUGUGAAGAGUAAGCGUGGUGGUGUGGUUCGUCGCCCACCUUAUAGAGUUGGCAAGCUUGCUCUCCAGCUACUGUACGUUCCGAAGCCCAAAAACGCGAAAGAUGAGGACAUGCCCAAGAGCAUGAAUGCCUGCAUUCGCGAGCUACGGGAAGCAGAGGAGGUCAAGAACCAGUCUUGGGAAGGACCUUUGAGCCAGCAGGGUGGUGACUGCCCAUACUGGCGUCGUCGAUUCUUCCGACUCAACGGUACCAAGUUGACUGCUUAUCACGAGGCCACCCGGCAACCUCGUGCAACCAUCAAUCUUGCUAAGGCGACUAAGCUCAUCGAUGACAAGAGCGCUCUUCAGCAACCAUCAUCAACGAAGAGCGGCGGUCGUCGCAAGUCUGCCUUUGCCGAGGAAGAAGAAGGGUACAUGUUCGUCGAAGAAGGUUUCCGUAUCCGAUUUGCCAAUGGCGAGGUCAUCGACUUCUACGCCGAUAGUCGUGCACAGAAGGAAGGCUGGAUGAAGGUGCUCUCCGAGUGCGUUGGUAAAGAUAUCGCUGGCGGACGCGGCUGGGCCGAGAUGGUCCUCGACAAGGAGCGGAAAGAGAAGCGCUCUCAGCCAGAGCCCUUGCAAGCCAAGCCAAAGCGAGAGAGCAAUGCGAUGAACGGAGCCCUACAGCGACCUCGGUCACACGAAGGUACCGGCAGUCAAUCUGUACCAUCAAGCCCCGUGAAGCGUCCUGGCCACUCGCGGACAAAAUCCCAUGUUCCCUCCCCGGCUCCGCCGCCCAUCGAGAAGGACGAGCAGCACAAAAGCAGCACUGCACCGCGGCGAAAGGAAGUGCCUGGCGCAGGGGCAAACCGCAGGGAUCAGGUUCGAUCGAUGAUUUUUUAA
This is a messenger RNA of Didymosphaeria variabile, 4368 nucleotides long. It is a transcript of the gene BUD4, whose product is annotated as Bud site selection protein bud4. Gene Ontology annotation, molecular function: GTP binding. NCBI's taxonomy places the organism in Eukaryota, Fungi, Ascomycota, Dothideomycetes, Pleosporales, Didymosphaeriaceae. Bases 1 to 4368 code for a protein of 1455 amino acids. The transcript is spliced from 4 exons. The record is from RefSeq and is a predicted model, not a curated record.